AUGGCAGGCGCUGGUCCAUCUGUGGCUAUACAAGUCUUUAUGCAAGACUUCUCAAAGUCUCAGGCGCAAGUGGCACAACUUUUGACGUUCAACUUCCUUCUCCUUGGUUUGGGCAACAUAUUCUGGGUUCCACUUGCCUUGAAACUGGGCAAGAGAGCAUCGCUUCUGAUGGCCAUGGCCUUGCAGAUAGGCGCUUUAAUUUGGUGUGCACUCGCCAAAAGCUUCGAUAGCUUGCUCGCUGCCAGAAUCGUACUUGGGUUUGCUGCCGCCGCUGGAGAGAGCAUUGUUCCCGAAAUAGUUGCAGAUCUCUUCUUCCUUCACGAACGGGCCACAAUGAUGUCCAUUUAUUUCUUCUUUAGAUAUGUUAUCUUGAUAUCAGGGGGAACGGCUGUUGGUCCUCUCAUCGCCGGUUUUAUGGUUCAAUCUACUGCCCAGACAUGGAGAAGUUACUUUUGGCUCUGUGUCAGCUUGGCCGCUGCUAAUCUCGCCCUUCUAUUCUUCUUCUGCCCAGAAAGCAACUUCCGGCGACCUGAUUUUGAACAUGACAGUCAAAUUGAAAUGAAACCCAUCAGAGAUGAGGAAACAACUGAGAAAUCAAAUGCCAGUGUUGUCGAAAACGCUUCUACACAUAACCCGAAGUACGCGAUUCAUCUCUUGCCCUUCAAGGAACGCCUUUCUUUGAUUCGAUAUAAUCCCAGUAUUAGUUUUUUGAAAACCCUUGUUGACCCCCUUCUACUCUUACGCCAUCCAUCCGUGCUGUGGGCUAUCUAUGCCUAUGGAUGUUCCCUGAGCCCGCAGAUUAUUAUGAUAUUUACCAUGUCUACCCUCCUUAUGCCUCCACCAUAUAAUUUUUCGUCUGGCGAUACAGGUCUCAUGGAGAUAGCUGCGAUAAUCGGUUUUGUUGUAGCCUGCUUUGGUGGCGGCUAUAUGUCCGAUAUCAUCACGACUCACAUUGUUAAAAAAAGCAAAGGCGAGAUUAGACCCGAGCAACGCCUUAUCUCGUUGCUUCCUGGAAUGUUCAUUGCCCCAGCCGGAUGUAUUCUCCUCGCCUUCGCAUGCCAGUACAAGCUCAACUGGGUUGCAAUAGCUUUUGGGUUCGGAAUGGUUUCAUUUGGAGAAGUUUACACACCAAACAUCGCUCUUACCUAUGUGGUCCAUCGCCAUCAGAAACAUGCCGCCCAGUGUCUCGUUCUCAUUAAUAUUUUCAAAAAUAUUCUUGCUUUUCUUUUCCUGUACGAGGCGGUUCCUUGGGUUACCUCCCAGGGCUUUACUCAAGUUUAUAUGAUCAUGUUCAUGUUGAACAUGCUUACCUUGGUCCUGGCUGUGCCACUGUACCAUUAUGGACACUGGGAGCGGGAGUGA
This is a messenger RNA of Penicillium samsonianum, 1362 nucleotides long. Its product is annotated as putative MFS transporter. The transcript has 6 exons. The record is from RefSeq and is a predicted model, not a curated record. Bases 1 to 1362 code for a protein of 453 amino acids. NCBI's taxonomy places the organism in Eukaryota, Fungi, Ascomycota, Eurotiomycetes, Eurotiales, Aspergillaceae. Gene Ontology annotation, biological process: transmembrane transport. Gene Ontology annotation, molecular function: transmembrane transporter activity.